Molecule: messenger RNA, 15524 nt
Organism: Sinocyclocheilus anshuiensis
Lineage: Eukaryota; Metazoa; Chordata; Actinopteri; Cypriniformes; Cyprinidae
Gene: kmt2cb
Product: lysine (K)-specific methyltransferase 2Cb
Exons: 60
Coding region: 697-15324 (4875 amino acids)
Biological process (GO): positive regulation of transcription by RNA polymerase II
Cellular component (GO): nucleus; MLL3/4 complex
Molecular function (GO): protein binding; transcription coactivator activity; histone H3K4 methyltransferase activity
Source: RefSeq, a predicted model, not a curated record
CAUGGAGUCAAAGCUACAACUUUAAUAUUUGUACCAAUGCAGAAAUGUAACGUUUUACGUUAUUCUCCGUUCUACAGUCGCGUCUAAUAAUCGUUUUUCGCUUGUACAAAUUGUGAAUACCCAGGAAAGUAGAUCAUCUCGACGUGUUUAGCGUUAAUAAAUAGCCUAUUGCUCGAAAUUGCAGCUUGCUCCGCGAGCUGAUCGAAAUCGUCAGGAUUGAAAGCUUGAAAGCGAAAUCUGCUUUCGGUUUUCUCUCAUUCGAGGAUAUUUUGGGCUGUAUUUUCCCGAAUGUGGCCAGGGCUCGGCUCCUGUCAUCGCCUCGCAGGAGCUCAGAAAGCGGUCGGUAUGGCUUGUUUUCGGAUGAGGGAUGUAACGUUAACCCGCGAGGAUUUGGCGAUGUGGGAUGAAGCGGAAUAAAGAAAAGUGAUCCGUUCAAACCGAAGGAAAGCGGGUGCUUUCUGCCUAUGGAUUACACAUUGCAGAUUUUCCGCACAUAAAAGUGGAUUUUACUGGAAUACGUGUACAGAAUCGCAGAAGAUAUCGCUUUGUCACGCUGGCUUAUUUUCCUGAGGAAUAGUGGUGUAUUCCUCCCCAACCCCCCCAGCGCCACAAACACUAAACAAAAGUACUAUAAGUCACGUAUAUGACGGUUCAUGUCAUGAAGGAAAUAAAUAAAAAUUGCUAGGGUCGAAGAGAAUGUCAUCAGAGGAGAAAAGUCUAGACCCCUCUGACAAAGGAUCCUCGCCGCCACCUAGCAGCUCUGGGGCCACUCCCACUGGAAGUCCGGCCCCCACAGAUAAGCGGCCCCGGGGCCGCCCUCGUAAGGACGUGUUAUCCACAGCAACACCGCUUCAGUCUGUGCCCAGACAGAGAAAGAAGAAUCGGGGGCGAGGGAAAGCUCUGGUGGAGGAUGAAGACAGCACAGAUGGAAUGGAGACUGCAGAAACAGGAAGCACACAGGAGACAGUCACUAAAGGGGAGCAGGAGGAGACGGCGGGCGCCUCUGCCGUGGCAGUUUCAGCAGAGGGGGAGGAAGAGGAGCAGUUGUCAUCCCCUCUUCCUGCGAGCCCUGAGACGGGGGCGGCACAAACAUCAUCAGCCUCUGGAGAAGCUAAAAGCAGCGAACAGCUCUGUGCCUUCUGUUACUGUGCUGGUCGAAGCCUGUUGGACCAGGGGGAUCUGAAGCCAUUCAGGGUCACGCCCGGAUACGACCCUCCACUCCCACAAUCCUCCACAGAGGAGGGCCACGACCGUGACGACAAGACUGGGGCUGCCAGCCAAUCAGGGAGGCACAGGGGCCCAGAGAGUGUCGGGGCCGAGGAAGGAGGAGGCAGAUUCUGGGAGGAGCUCCGCCACGUCGGUCUGCCGGAUGACAUUGAUGUCCGAACACUCUUUGAUGAGUCGGGUCAGUGCUGGGCUCAUCAAAGCUGCGCGUUGUGGUCAAAUGUUGUGCGUCAAGCGGAGGAUCAAUCACUGCUAAAUGUGGACAAAGCCAUCCACUCAGGGAGCACAGAGCAUUGUGCAUAUUGUAAGCGCCUUGGAGCAUCCAUCAAGUGCUGUGAGGAGGGGUGUGAUCGCUCGUACCAUUACCCCUGCGCGGGGGCCGCCGGCACCGUUCAGGACUUCAGGAGGCGCUCUGUCCUGUGCACAGAGCACAUUGAGCUGGCCGUCAGCAAAUAUGAAGAAGAGGCGAACUGUAUAUUGUGCGACAGCCCCGGGGAUCUCCUGGACCAGCUUUUUUGCACCAGCUGUGGGCUACGCUAUCACGGCAUGUGUCUGGACAUCAGCGUCACUCCUCUGAAGAGGGCAGGCUGGCAGUGCCCCGAGUGCAAAGUCUGUCAGACAUGCAAGGAGCCUGGAGAAGAUACUAAAAUGCUAGUGUGCGAUAUGUGCGACAAAGGCUAUCACACUUUCUGCUUGCAGCCGGCUAUGGACUCUAUCCCCAUCAACGGCUGGAGGUGUAAGAACUGCCGGAUGUGUGUUCAGUGUGGCACCCGGAGAAGUGAACAAUGGCACCACAACAGCCUUUUGUGCCAAAACUGUGGUGAUCAACAGGACACCACCGUCCCCUGCUUAUGUCCCAGCGACGUAGAUCCCGACGUCCACAAAGUCCUGCUUUCUUGCCAUCAAUGCAAAAGGUGGUUCCACCCAGAGUGUGAACAACCAGGUGAAGGUCACGCACAUCCACAGUCCAAAGAUGAUCACAUAUGUUCCAUCUGUAGAAACGCCGGCUCUGAAUCAGAUCCUGUGCGCACGGAUGCAGAAGGGAUGCAGGCGGAGAUUCAAUCACAUGUGGAUGUUGAAGAAAACGCACAGCCAGUUCCAAAAAACAACGAUUCUGAGCCUGCCAAAGUUCAAGACGCAGAACCUCAUCAGCCUGUCAGCGAGAGGCAGAGUGAAGAGCAGCAAACAGAUGAAAAACAAAUGACGGAAAUUGUGGCAGACGCUAGAGGUGAUUUAGCCAAGCCAGAGUGCAGCGAGACCUCAGACCACAGCGAGGAAACUGAGCAGACUUCAGUUACAUCUCCUCAGGGGACAAAAGGUCCUAAAGAUUCAGAGCCGCAUGAGCAGAAACUGGUUUCAGCUCCAGAGACGUCCACAGUACAGCAGCUUGUGUCAUCCUUUGAAACAGAGGAGCCUCCAGAGACGUCAUCUACACUCACGGAAAACAUCUCCCAAAAUGAGGAUGACAGCAAGCCCUGCCUGGAGGAGCAGAAAACUGACCUAUCACCCACCAAAGAGCCAACUCCAGCCUGUACCUCCCAUGAGGAAGAACCCAUGGAGGUUUCCUUCACGGAGGAACCUUCCACAAUGGCUCAUGGAGUUACUGUAGAGCCUGAGGUUAGUACUGCUAAGACUACGCCAGGAGUUCAGAGCCAGGAGGAAAUGGAUGUUAUGGUGCAGCAGCGCAGCAUUAUUCCAGAGAGCCGCAUGCAGGAAAUGGACAUCACUAUGGAUGGUGAUGAGCGAUUUUUGGCCAAGCUGAGUUCACUGGUGGAGGAGAGGACGUCAUUACAGCAGCCUCCAUGCAGGCACCCUGAGGGUUUGCCCUCACAUGGGCUUGGGGCAUCCCAGCUCCAGCUCCAGGCAGUCUCAGGAAAAGCCAUCAGCAAUGUGCCUUCAUCCACCUUCAUACCAUUCACUCCAAAAAUCGGCAUGGGCAAGCCGGCUAUCUCUAAGAGGAAAUUUUCACCUGGAAGACCCAGAGUCAAGCAGGGAGCAUGGAGCGCCUUCCACAGACUGAGCUCCCUCUCUUGGUCCCUUGACCCGACUGAGGGCUGGGACGGGCCAAAGAGCAGGCAGCCCCACAGCACGGCCGCCUGGAUAAUCCGUGUGCAGGGCCGGGGAUCUGGCUUCCCCAGCAGGAGACGGCCCAGGGGUUCGGGUGUCACGGGCCGGGGAGGACGUGGCCGGGCCAGAAUGAAGAAUGGAGUCCCUCCAAUACCUACACCAGGAAUAAACAUCAUGGAACCCAUUUGCACAUUUAAGGAAGAGGAAGAAAACGCCAUGCACAAUACAGUAGUGAUUUUCUCUAGUACAGACACGUUCACUAUGAAACAGGAUAUGUGUGUGGUUUGUGGGAGUUUUGGACAGGGUGUGGAGGGUCGACUGCUGGCCUGUGCUCAGUGUGGACAGUGUUACCACCCCUUCUGUGUCAACAUAAAGAUCACUAAGGUGGUGCUGAGUAAAGGCUGGCGGUGUUUGGAGUGUACCGUGUGUGAGGCGUGCGGUCAGGCCAGCGAUCCCGGACGUCUGCUGCUCUGUGACAAUUGUGACAUCAGCUACCACACCUACUGCUUAGACCCGCCCCUGCAGAACGUGCCCAAUGGGAGCUGGAAAUGCAAAUGGUGUGUGUCCUGUACGCAGUGCGGCGCCACGUCUGCGGGUCUGAGGUGUGAGUGGCAGAAUAAUUACACUCAGUGUGCCCCUUGCGCCAGCCUGGCAUCAUGCCCACUGUGCCAGCAGGACUACAACGAGGAGGAGAUCAUCCUGCAGUGCCGCCAGUGUGACAGGUGGAUUCAUGCCUCGUGUCAGGGAAUCCUCUCAGAGGAAGAGGUGGAGAAGAUUGCAGACACCAGCUUUGACUGCAGUCUGUGCCAAGGCCAUACACCCCUCUCUCCCGCGCCUGGAACGCCGGCCAAGUCUUGUUUGGAUUUAGUCGAGUCUGUUUUCAUGCCUCAGAGAGUCACAAAAACAAGAGAUCCUGAGCUGACGAGGACGUACACCCAGGACGGAGUUUGUCUGACAGAGUCUGGUCUGUCCCAGCUCCAGAGUCUCGCCAAUGCAGCCUCGCGGCGGAGACGCUCCAAACCCAAACUCAAGCUGAAGAUCAUAAACCAGAACAGUGUGGCCGUGCUGCAGACGCCUCCAGACCCACCGACUGAACUCUCCAGAGACGGAAACCUCGACAACACCAAAACAGAAGGGGAGAUUGUGGACGGUGAGGGAAAGUCAGACUCCAGUCCGGAGAGAGAGGCCGCAGCAGAAGAUGACUCUAAAGACACAGAUCCCUGCAAGAAAAGGAAGAGGAAGCCCUACCGCCCUGGUAUUGGAGGAUUCAUGGUUAGACAGAGGAACCGGACAGGUCUGGGCAGAACCAAACAGGCCUUGUUCAGGAAGGACUCCACUGGCUCUGAGACCCUGCAAGGCAAAGAUGAGAGCUGGGGUGACCAAGCGCCUGACACUCCAAUCGAUGAAAAACCACCUUUGUCUGAUUUUCCCGACAACACUGAGGUUAAAAUACGGAAACGCUACAGGAAAAAGAAGACCAAACUGGAGGAGGCUUUCCCUGCUUACCUACAGAUAUGGCUCGGGUCCUUCAAUGCAAAUGGUCUUUAUUGUCUUGUCAUUAUGUUCAUUUUCUUGACAUUUCCAUUUUUCAUUCUUAGCUCAUUUUAUUUGACAUUGUGUAUGAAUCAUCUGCAGAAUUUUUCUUUCUCUCUUCAUGGUGCUGAUCCCUCAUUGUGUUUGGUUUGGGUCUUUGUAGGUCUUGAUUUUUGCCCUUUCCAAGUUGAGUACUCUCCUUCACCAUUUGGUCUGGACAUUGCUCCUUUAACAGAAGAUGCAUCUGUUUCAUCUCAAACUCAUCUAGGCCGAACUCACCCACGUCAGGUGCCCGAAGAGCCACUGGAUGGCAUCCUCAGCCCUGAACUGGACAAGAUGGUCACUGAUGAAUCAAUUCUCAGCAGACUCUACAAAAUGCCAGAGCUUGGUGGGAAGGAUGUGGAGGAUCUCUUCACAGCUGUCCUGAGCCCCAGCACCAGCCAAUCUCCUCAGAUGCCUCAACAGAUCCAGGGAGCUCAAACCCUGCAAGGUCCCGCAUGCACUGGUUUACAUCCCUCCCAACCCAACUCAGGAAUGUCUUCACGAAUGCCAGUGAUGAAUGGUUUGAUGGAACCCAAACAGCAGUUUUCACAGUCCCAAAUUGGUCCCGGAGCAGAGCCUGAUAUGACUCAAAAUAUCCCUUCAAUGCAGCGCAUGCCUUUCUCAGACAAUCUUAGGGACAGGAAGUUCAAUCUGAUAGUGCAGGAGACUGCUGGUCCGUGGUCCGCUACAGGGUCAGCUUCUGCCUCUGCUCCAGCCGCCGUCUCUGAGGUGGAGGGAGACUCCAUGUCCACCGCACAGAAAAGCACUCUGAAGUGGGAGAAAGAAGAAACGCUUGGAGAACUUGCCACGGUUGCACCGGUCCUGUACACUAAUGUCAACUUCCCAAACCUCAAGGAGGAAUAUCCAGACUGGUCAACACGAGUGAAACAAAUUGCAAAACUGUGGAGAAAAGCAAGUUCACAGGACCGGGCUCCAUAUGUGCAAAAGGCCAGAGAUAACAGGGCAGCCCUACGCAUUAACAAAGUUCAAAUGUCCAACGAGACCAUUAAGAGGCAGCCACCUCAGCCACAGCAGCCUUUAGAAGUGUUUGAUCCUGCUAUUCCACCACUGGACCCAGAAUUACUGUUCAACGAUCCACUGAAGCACAAGGAAUCAGAGCAUGAACAAGAAUGGAAGUAUAGACAGCAAAUGAGACAGAAAAGUAAGCAGCAAGCUAGGAUUGAAGCUACACAGAAACUUGAGCAGGUGAAGAAUGAACAACUUCAACAGCAGCAGCAGCAACCGCUCCCGUCAAUCAGCCAAUCUGAACAUGACUCUUCCAGUAACCUGAAGAGUCCAGUGUUUGUGCAUUCUAACAAUGGGAACAUGUCUCCCAAGCAGCCCAGUUCAAAAAAUGAGGUUUCAAAGUCACAACUGCCCGGCACGCCCACAUCGUGUUCCCCAGAUGACGUCUUUUUGCGCCCUCAUCCACCACCCCCAUCUUCAGGAUCUCAGCCACAGAGCCCUCAGAUGUUCUCCCCAAGCUCCUCUGGCUCUAGACCAUCCUCACCCUGGGAUCCCUACACCAAAAUGGUAGGCACACCCAGACCACCAACUACUGGGCAGGGAAAUCCACGCCAUAACUCAGAAUCAGGGAAAUCUCCCAGAGGUCUUUCAGAGCCAAUUGGCUCUCCAACAGCCAUAUGUAAUGACCCCUAUGCCAAGCCCCCAGACACCCCAAGGCCAGCAGGAGCUCCAGACCCUUUUCUCAAACCUAUGUGCCCUCCCAGAGCUAGUCAGACUUUGGAAGGGAGGCAUCUUAUUGGCUCCCCAGGCCAUGAUCCAUUCUCUAGGGUGUCUGUGAGAAAGGAAGCCUACCAGAGGAUGCCUCAGGGCAGGAUGAUACUCUCAGACCCAUAUGCUCGUCCUUUACUCACACCUAUCCCAGGCAGCAAUGAAUCAGGGUCCGUCCAGGUCUUUAAAACCCCUAUGCCACCCCCUCAGACUCAGGAACAAUAUGCAGGUAUGCUUGCCCGGAGAGCAAGUGGGGAUCCCUUCGAAAGACCAAUGAUGCCCCCUCGUUCCUCUGAGGGAUUCUCCCAGAAUCAACAGAAUGAUCCUUAUGCGCAGCCUCCGCUCACUCCUCGUCCUGCAGUUAGUGAUGGCUAUGCAAAUCAAAGGGUUCCACGACAGCCCCAAACCCUCCCUUUUUCUCAGCCUGGGCCAAUGGCACGCCAGCCUUCCUGUAAUCCAUAUGCUCGAGCCCCCUCCACCCCUCGGCCAGACUAUUCCCAGUGUGAUCCCUAUGGACAACAACCUGCUACACCAAGACCUUCAAGUGACCCUUUUACCCAGUCUCCAUUUUCUAACCCAUACGCUAGAAUGCCAGGCACACCUAGACCACAUGACCCUGAACCCUACUCUCAGCAGCCUGUAUCUCGCCAUCUGGUCAUGAUGAAUCAGCCCUCUCAACAGUCUCAGCAGCAGACUCAAAACCGCAUAAUGUCCCCUAUGUCAAUGGACCCUUACGCACAACCCCCUGGUACCCCACGCUCAGGAAUGGCAGACCGGUUCCCCAAGUCUCCAAGUCACCAAAGGACUCCUGAUCCUUUUAUUCAACCUCCCGGACUGCCACGCACUGUUGGGCCCGAUCCUCAUGCACAGUCAGUGGGAAGGUCCCAGUCAUUACCUAAUGAUUCAUGUGCACAUCCCUUACGAACACCUCAUCCUGGAGGUGUCAGACAGGGCUUGGGACCUGGGUCCAUGUCUAAUCAAGAUCCAUUCUCUCCUCCUCAAGUCUUGAUGCAAGACACAUUUGCCAGUCCAACAAAACAUGGACCUCAGCCCCUCAAACAUCUGGGCAUGACAGACGAAACCGGAUCUCAGCUGCUAUCCAGUCGACCCGAUCAAACUCCCAUCCAUGACCCUUUUGAGCAGGCCCCCAUGCUUCCACAUCCUCAGUGUGGAGAAAACAAAGAGCAUCAAGGUUUGGUACAGAGUAUCAGUUCCCACACCAUGGGCCAGCCCAGCUCUGAAGCUCAAACGGUACCUCUUGCAGAAGCUGAGGAAAGACUCAGACAGCGUCAGCGUAUUCGAGAGUUGAUCCUCAAACAGCAACAGCAGAAAAGUGCCAUACGUCAAGAUAAGGGUGUACAGGAUCAUCCUCUGACCAUGCCUCCAGGAACCCCUCAGCGCUGGAGUCAGGAGUCUACAGGCCAACAGAGUGAAAUGUUUAAUCGCCCGCCACCACCAUAUCCUGGUUCCGGAGCUGUAAGAGCCCCUCAGAGGUUCCAUGGGCCAUUCCCAGGAGAUCAGCAGGGGCAUUUCUCUGAAGGCCAGUUUCCUAGACCACAGUUUCCUGUGGAUGCUGACUCAAAUAUAAGGCAGCUUGGGCCAAGGAUGCCCAUCACUCCUAAUGUCCAAGACCCUCUGGGAGCUCCAAGGCCUCAUCAGAUGCAGGACCCAAUAAUUGAAACUCAUCCACAGAUGAGAAGAUCCAUAUCUAUGGAUUUGGGAAAAUCAGUAGGAGGCAACCCUUUAGUAACCUUACAUUUGCCUCCUAGUGGCAUGCACGUGCAACAGCACAACAUCAUGGGGCAGCCCUUCAUAGAACUGAGACACAGAGUGCCAGAUAGCAGACUGCAGCUUCCCUUUGGAACUCCUACUAUGCAGGGAAAUGGAAUGGAAUCGCCCUCACAGCAACGACCCCCAGGUUUCAUGGGUGGCCAAGAAAUGGGAUUCCCCUUCAAUCAGAUUCCAAAACCAAUGGACACAACAAUGAAUCAGUCUCAGGUAGCUAAUACGCAGAUGCAGGCAUCUCUCAGCUUGGGGAAUUUACAGCAGGCCAAUAUUCCGUUGAGAGCUGGACAUCCACAUAUCCCCCUGACAAGGUCUAUAAGCCAACCUGCUUCCAACGAGACUCUCAGUGCUCCCUUACUCACAAGUAUUGCUGCUACAUCUGCUGUACAAAACAAUGAGGUCCCUUUAUCCACAAAUGAAGUACCUGAGGAGAAAAUCGAUACUGAUGAAUCUGCUGUGAAGGACCUUGAAGAUGUUGAGGUGAAGGACCUUGUCGAUGCCGAUUUAGAGAACCUAAAUCUCGAUCCAGAUGAUGGAAAGGACUUGGAUCUUGAAACAAAUGACCUGCAUCUAGAUGACUUCUUAACGUCUGGGAAAUUUGAUAUAAUUGCUUAUGCUGAUGCUGAUUUAGAUCUUAGCGAGGACCUGGAUCUCAGUGAUCCAAUAGAAGACCACACUGAGACGUCUGAUUUCCAAAAGACAAAAGCAGAGAAAAAGACUGAUAGUUUUGAUGGCUCAUCAUCAUCAUGCUCUACAUCGACAGCGAAGGAAGUGGUCAAUACUGCUCAAUCUCAAGGUCACAUCAGUCAAGACGUUCCCCAGGAUCAGGUGCUGGUUUCCUUGAAAACAGAAGAGGAUAGCAAAAAUGGAAUUAAAGAUUGCUUGUCCCAAGACACCUCUUGUAAGAAUCAGGUAAAUGAUAGUGCUGCCAUUAAUCAAACUUGCUUUGAAAAUGAUAUUGAUGCCAGUUUACAGGUUCCAAAGUCUGGAAUUCACCCCGAUGCUACUCCAGUGCUUUCAAGCAUGCUGGUCAAUGUACCACUAGAAGGUGAAUCACAGAAGCAGGAACACUGUGGACAGUCAGCGGCACAAAGCAACCCUCCAAAUCAGGAAGCUACCAUGUCACUCAGUAGCACUAUGCUGGGGCAAGGAAACUUCUCAGUGCAGGGGAUGGAUCCUGGCCUCAGUAUUGACCAGUCUUUGGUGUUUUCUCAUGGUGAAAGUGCAUUAGAAGUCCCAGGCUCCAUUCAGGAACAGCAACAAAGCCAUAUUUUUGGUAUUGAUCAAAAGGAUGCUGUACUCUCAGGGGAACAACACAGUAUUCUUACUCAACAGGCGAUGCUGUCACAGGAAGGCCAUCAGAACAGACCACUGCUUCUGGAAGAGCAGCCACUUCUUCUCCAAGACCUCCUGGAUCAGGAGAGACAGGAGCAGCAGCAGCAGAAGCAAAUGCAAGCUAUGAUAAGACAGCGUUCCAGCGAGUCAUUCUUCCCUAACAUAGAUUUUGAUGCUAUCACAGACCCCAUAAUGAAGGCAAAGAUGGUUGCAUUGAAAGGAAUCAAUAAAAUGAUGGUCCAGAAUAACAUGGGAAUGUCUCCUAUGGUGAUGAACAAUGUCCAGACAGAGCAGGCGGUAUCAGACCCUGAUGGAGGUAUAACUCCAAUGCAGUUGGCUGGACAGGAUGGCAAACUUACUCCUCACAUGGCACGACCCAAUCCCCCAAAUUUUGGGACAGGAUUUGCCCGUGACGCACAGAAGGUUCAGUAUGAGGACUGGCUCAGGGAAACCCAGCAGCUGCUUCAGAUGCAGCAGAAGUAUUUGGAGGAGCAGAUUGGGGCCCACAGAAAGUCAAAAAAGGCCCUGUCAGCCAAGCAGAGAACUGCCAAGAAAGCAGGACGAGAGUUUCCUGAUGAGGAUGCAGAGCAGCUGAAACAUGUGACAGAACAGCAGGGUGUGGUGCAGAAACAGCUGGAACAGAUUCGCAAACAGCAGAAGGAGCAUGCAGAGCUGAUAGAGGAGUACAGGGUUAAACAGCAGCAACAAGGUGGCAUGCAGCCUGCAAUGAUGCAUGGAAUGCCACCAAUGCAGCCUCAUGCUGGUAUGAUGCCAGUUGGGCCCCCAGUGAACCAACCUAUGAUGGGUCCCAUGAUGCCCAUUCGUCUCCACCCUAGCCAACCAGAUGCAGCUAAUGUGAGCAACACAGCAGGUUGGCACCCUGGUGCACCUGUUCCCAGUGGAGGACCUCAGAUGCCAGGAGUAAUGCCCGCUCAAGUAGUGCAGGCACAGCCUCCGCAGCCGGCAGUGGCUAGGCCCGGUCAGGGGCAGGCGGGGGGCGUGAAUUUCGACGAUACCAACCCAUUUAGUGAAGGCUUCCAGGAACGUGAGCGUAAGGAGCGACUACACGAGCAGCAGGAGAGGCAAAGGGUGCAGCUCAUGAAGGAGGUGGAAAGGCAGCGGGUGAAACACUGCAUGGAGCAACAGCAAGUCCCUAACUGCCAAGAUGGCACCAUGAGGGCCUUGUCCCAAAUGCCUUUUUAUAACCAGGAGCUACCGCAGGACUUCAUACAGCCACCCAGAAUGCAGCAGCAGAUGCAAGGUCCACCAUUUCCACAGCAGCAAGGCAUGCAACCAGGGUUCGUUGGAGGACCAUCCAGACCAAUGAUGGGUAACGGUCCAUUCCCUCAGGAAAUGGGACCGGGGUUUGUUUCAGAGAACCUAGCACCCCAUGGGCCUAACUUUGUCCAAGCACAAGCUAGACCUCAGAGAUAUCCUGGGCCAAACAUGAUGCCUCAGAAUCCAACUCAAGCGCAUCAGUUUCCAAUGGAGGGUCCCACGCCCUUGCCUCCAAACUUUCCAGGUCCCGGUCCGUCACUUAUCCAGCUGUACUCCAACAUCAUUCCAGAGGAGAAGGGCAAGAAGAAAAGGAACCGCAAGAAGAAGAAAGAUGAUGAUUGUGAGUCCCUGAGAGCUCCUUCCACACCUCACUCGGAUCUGACAGCCCCGUUAACACCCUGCGUGUCAGAUACAUCAUCCACACCGACAAGGAACCCAAUGGUCUUCGGCGACCAUGAGUUCUGCGAGAUGUCCCAGCCUGGAUCGUCUACACCAGGCUCCAUGAGCAGCCAGCCCCACUCUGAGCUGGAGAGCCAGCUCUCUGAAGGCAACUGUGGUGGAGGGCCAGAGAUGGCCAUGACCCAACAGGAGAUGCAUGACAGGAUCCUGUCCAACAUCAAAUUGGAGAAGGUGGAGGCGAGUGACUGCCACGGGCAUAAGGGACUGGAGGUGGAAAUGGGACUAGGCAUGGUCAAGGUAGAGGGAGAGAGGGAAGGAAUGCUGCCUCAUCCUGCGAGCCAAAGUCCAGCCAACAGCUUCAAAGGAGAUGCUGGGAAUGAACUCCUCAAACACCUCCUGAAGAAUAAGAGGACUCCACCUCCUGCACUGCCCCACCAGAGGUCUGAAGACCGUUUGAGGUCAGAGGAAGAGGGAUCCACAGACUACAAAGCAUUUCUGCGACAGAGCUCCAUGGACAGCACUGGGACAUUUUCAGAUUCAAACCACCCUGAUUUCCCUGGACCAUUACUUCCAGAGGACAAGAAGAAACAGAGGAACAAGAGGGCACCCAAGAAUGGAGACAGACCCACUCCCCGCUGUAAAAAGCGGAAGAAAGAAGGGGACGAGAAUCAAGCAGUGUAUUCCUCUACUGAGCCAGUGAUGACCCAGUUAAAACAGCAGCUUUCUCUCUUGCCCCUAAUGGAGCCUCUGGUGGGGGUGAACUUUGCCCAUUUCGUGCCCUUUGGGGGCGGACAGCUGGACGGAGAGAGCCAUCUCUCGGGCACAUUUGGGAGCGCCUCAUUGGACGGUGUCUCUGACUAUUACUCCCAGCUGAUUUACAAGCAGAAUAAUUUGAGUAACCCUCCCACACCUCCUGCCUCCCUGCCCCCGACUCCUCCUCCAGUGGUGCGCCAGAAGUUGCUCAAUGGCUUUGCCACAACAGAGGAGCUUGCCAGCAAAGGUGGCGUAAUUGUUGGCCAUGAUGUCACCAAAGGGCUGCUUUCUCGACCGCUGCAGUUUAAGGCUGAGGAGGAGCUGCUGGCUCGAGCUCUGGCUCAGGGGCCCAAAACUGUGAAUGUGCCAGCCUCUCUUCCCACCCCGCCUCAUAACAACCAGGAAGAGCUCAGGGGACAGGAGCACUGUGAAGACAGAGACACCCCAGACAGCUUUGUCCCGUCGUCUUCCCCAGAGAGUGUCGUUGGCAUGGAGAUCAGCCGCUAUCCUGCUCUCUCAUUGGUCAAGGAGGAGCCUCCUUCUCCAGCCCUGUCUCCAGUAAUGCCAAUGUUUCCUGUCUUUAGGGGCAAAGGCUCAGAGGUCAGGUUACGAGAGGUCAAGACAGAGCCUUCAUCAGUGUUCUUCGGCUCUCCAUUUGGAUCAGUGGAAAACGGCUCCAACACUGGACUGGUGUCCAUCGCCAUCACACUGAAGCCAGCAGCUGCCGAGAACAUCACUGAUGUUGUUGCAGCCAUUGCUGACCUGAUCCGUGUGAAGAUCCCCAGCAGCUAUGAGGUCAGCAGCGGGCCGGGGGGAACUAUGGGGGCCAUCAAGACCUCGGUGGAUCCACAGCGUCUGACCUCUGCACUUCACGAGCCGAAUGGACUGCGGGCCACACAGCAAGCACCUCAGCACCUGCAGCUUCUGCACAACCAUAACAAAAGUCUUGUUGGCGGUAGAGCGCAGAAUAAGAAGAUACAGCAAAGCCCAGGACCGAAGCAACAAUGGUGUCAACACUGUAAAGUGGUUGUCCUGGGCAAUGGCGUGAGGAAAAUUGCCAAAGAUGAGCAGGGCAAAGCACAGGAGUCUCAGUUAUGUUCGGAUGGUGGUUUGGUGUUCUGCAGUCAUAGCUGUCUCAUUCUGCACUCAUCAUCCUCUCAGUCCAGUGGGAACGCCGACACCGAGGCAUCUGUUGCUCUACUUCCUGAAAGUGCUUUGAAACAGAGUCCCUCUAAAGUCCAGCACCAGUACAGCAACAACAUGUCCUCACUGGAUGUCCACUGCCUGGCCCAACUCCAGCCCAAACCGUCCCCUUCCUCUAUGAAUCUUCACACGGCUUUCACCCCAGCUGAGGCGGCUCAAGCGAUCAAGAUAGAAUCCAAACCUGAAAGCAUAUCGGAGAGCCAUUUUAAAAUGAUGGUAAAGCUUAAACCACAUUCCCAGAGCCACAUGGAAGACAAACCAUGGCAUCACGGCAAAAGGUGGAAAGGCCUGUGCUGGCGAAAGUGGACGGUACACAUCACGAUGCCAAAAGUUGCCACCCAAACAUCGGAGUCAGAAGUUGAGGAGCUUUUGCAGCAGCUCAACUCAUCUCUGCGGCCGUGCUUAACCACCCUCGAUCGGCGCCGCUGCUGUUUUUGCCAACAGAUAGGCGAUGGGAUGACGGAUGGCCCAGCCAGGCUGCUCAACCUGGACUUGGACACCUGGGUGCACCUCAACUGCGCCCUCUGGUCCUCCGAGGUCUAUGAGACGCAAGCGGGGGCCCUGAUCAAUGUGGAAUUGGCGCGUCAACGAGGGCAAACGGUGGUUUGUGUGUUCUGUCAGCGCUUGGGUGCCACCAGUGGCUGCCAUCGGCUGCGCUGCCUCAACAUCUACCACUUCACCUGUGCCCUGCAGGCCGGCUGUACGUUUUUCAAGGAUAAGACAAUGCUGUGCCACCAGCACCGGCCGCGAGGAUCUGGCGCCGCCGCCGGGUUGCACUUAGAACAGCAGCUGCUCUGCUUCUCCGUGUUCCGCCGCGUGUUUGUGCAGCGCGAUGAGCUACGACAGUUAGCGGCGGCCGUGCAGCAGCCUGAACGCGGCCAUACUUUCAGAGUGGGCAGUUUGCUUUUCCAUGCGAUGGGUCAUCUGCCACCUACCCUGCUGCCCACGUUUCAUUCGUCCAUAGCCAUCUUUCCACCUGGCUACGAGGCGAGCCGGCUCUACUGGAGCAUGCGGCACGGCCAGAAGCGCUGCCGGUACGUCUGCUCUGUGGAAGAGCAUGAGGGGUGUCCUGAAUUCAGCAUCCGUGUCAUUGAGCAGGGCUACGAGGAUCUGGUGCUGACCGACACCACUGCUAAAGGGGUCUGGGACAAGGUUCUUGGGCCCGUGGCUGAGAGGAGGGCUGAGACGGGCAUGCUGAGACUCUUCCCCGUCUAUCUGAAGGGAGAGGACCUGUUUGGGCUCACCAUCUCAGCAGUUACCCGCAUUACUGAAUCGCUGCCAGGUGUGGAGGCGUGCUCGAGGUAUCGAUUCCGUUAUGGACGUAAUCCCAUGUUGGUGCUUCCACUGUCCAUCAAUCCAUCUGGUUGCGCUCGUUCUGAGUUGCAGACGUACCCCCAUCAUGAGAGGCUGAAGAUCCUCUCCGUGUGGUCCAGAGCAUCACAUUGCAUCCAGAACUCAACGGUGGCAGAGAGAGGAUCUUCUCACAGCAAGCACUUUGUGCACUCGAAGUCAUCUCAGUACCGCCGACUGACCAGCGACUGGAAGACAAAUGUGUAUCUGGCACACUCUCGCAUCCAGGGUCUUGGGCUGUUUGCAGCGCGUGACAUUGAGAAGCAGACCAUGGUGAUUGAAUACAUGGGGGAUAUUCUGCGCGCUGAGGUGGCCAUGAGGAAAGAGCUGCUGUACAAGGCUAAGAACCGCCCAGCGUACAUGUUCCGCGUCGACAGCGAGCGAGUUAUCGAUGCAACCCGGUCUGGAAGCCCUGCAAGGUACAUCAAUCAUUCAUGCUCGCCGAACUGUGUGGCUGAGGUUGUGACGUUCGAGCGGGGCCACAAGAUCAUCAUCAGUGCCGCCCGCAGGAUUGAGAGGGGAGAAGAGCUCUGCUACGAUUACAAGCUCAUCCCAGUUGCAGAUCAGAGCAAGAUCCCAUGUCACUGUGGAGCUGCCAACUGCCGCAAGUGGAUAAACUAAACAGGAGUGACAACAACAACUCUGAGGUGCCAAUUUACCAGAGGGGACGUGCAAAGAAGAAACAGCCAAUCCUGGAAGUUGUUGAUCUUUUUUUUUUUUUUUUAAAUGUGCAAGACUAAGAGGAAAACGCAACGCGAGAAUUCAGCAUUGUGUGAGCCAUUCUUAUCAUUUCUUGACUUGAAAGGAAAAUGUUCCGUUAU